AUUCAAAAUCAAGUUAUGAAACCAUCAGCACGAAUGUUGAUGAUUGGCGUUAUAAUUGAAUAAACGUCCUGCGGUUUUGCUCAAAUGCUUUUACUUAUUUAUUUCGUAUUCAUCUGAGGUUUAUUAACCUUGACGAUGGCGGGGAGUAAUGUUCGACUAAAAUGUUGUACAAUUUGCCGGCUUCUCAAAGGCUUUUUAUUAUUAAGGAGAGAAUUAACUUCACCUGUUUGAACAUCAGUCUCUAUAGAGUUGCUCAGCAGCGAAAAUGCUUUUCACGUAUAAUGGCGCUCUCGAGCCUUCGGUUGUGAAAGUCAGAAAAUCAGAUCAAAACCUUCUCCCUGACGAGACUAACAAGGCGACAACAGGUGGUUUCAAUCUGUGGUAAACCAUAGUUUAGUUGACGAGUCGCCAUGACGGGGCCUGCUUACGCCCCGCAGCCGAACGAUGCGACUGGAGAAGAAAUGACAGGCAGUGCAUCGGAUAGUCUCCUGGCAAGACUUUCAUCCAGCCCUGCCCCCAGCGGCAUGCCGUUGUCUAUGUCAGAAAUUGAGUUUGAUGAAUCAAACGACACGAGUUCAGACUAUUUUUAUGAUGAACACCUAAUAAGAGUGGUUAACAUCACAUCUUUCACUUUCUACGGAUUCAUCAUCACUAUCGGCCUGAUUGGGAACCUAAUCGUCAUCUUCAGUAUACUUCGUACAUACCGUCGAAUCUCUUUCACAUCGAUGAUGCUGUGUAGUCUGGCUGUAGCCGACCUCCUAUUCACAGCCGUCUUCAUCCCGAUACAGCUCUAUACCAGUUACCACUCGAGUUGGGGUUUUGGUUUCUUCGGAUGUUACCUGAUGGCAUUCCUCUGGUUCCUUGGGCCGGCUUCCUCGGCUAUGAUGCUGCUUGUGAUUAGCGCUGAAAGGUACAUCGUUAUCAUCCACCCGCUACAGGCUAAAGUUUUCCUUACGAAAAAGAUGGGACUAAUUAUCGUAAAUGUGACGUGGCUAAUAGCGAUUCUAUUGUCAUUAGUUUCGAUCCCAUUCACAACGUAUAUGCAGUAUGAUGUCGAGGGAGAAACUUUCAAUCACUGCAAUCGGCAAACAUCAACUUAUACUGGAAAGGUACUUAAAAUAUUCUUCUUCGUCGGUGUGCUAUAUGCCCUCCCCCUGUUUGGUAUGUUCUUCUGUAACAUCCGGGUUAUUAUCACUCUCCAUCGUAGCAGCCGUGUCACACGAACCAUGCAAAGUAUAAAUCUUUCAAAGUCCAGCUGCACUAACAACGGCGUCCGCAGAACGACCAGUUACAGCGCAGCAAGACCUAGCUGCGGUAUGGAAUCGGAGAUCAGCACGGUGGUGUCACACGGGGGUAUGAGCAACGGGGCGACUGGUGAUGCAGCAUCCAACCUGAAAGGCGGUGGGAAACGUAAAAGUAGGAUGCAUUCGACAUUGCAAGAGAGAAAGAGGGUGAUGGUUCUUCUGGGCAUCUUAGUUGUAACCUAUGCCGUUCUGUGGGGACCUCUGAUGGUUUUACUGAUACUCGGUCUUCACGUGGAAAUCGACGACACAGUCAACAGCCUCCUCUCUAUUGCCUUUCAUCUCCUCGCCAUGUCCAACAGCGCUUUCAACCCCCUGGUCUACGCUCUCAUGUCACGAAGCUUCAGGAAAAUCAUCAAGAACGCAUUCACCUUAUGUUGCAGUCGCAUGCCGUCACCGCGGCUACAGCUGCGAAAUUACCGCUUCACGUCGACGCGUGACCGCGGUUCGAGCCUGUCUUCAACGCAAAUGACUCAGUUCUCAAUGCGUUCUAUCAAUAACGCGGACUCUUUGAAACGUUCUAAUGGAGCGAACCCACAUGGGUAUAUAUACCUCCGUAAUAACAACGUCCACUAAUAAAAGCAUGAAUAAUUGACUCAAAUUUGGACAUGUUGUAUAGCUUCUCUUAUUGAGUAUUCAUCUUAUCUUUAAACGGAACUUUGCAAUACCCUUGAAUAUUUUGAAGAUAAUUCAAAGACAUCUACAAAAAAAUGAUAAAAAUCGGUUGUUCUUAUCAGGUAUCUACUCCAACAUGUCUAAUUAUUUAAUGAGAACGGAUUAACAUGUUAAGAUUCACGAAAUAUAUUUAUUAUUUAUAAAUAUCCUACUUGUUUUAUUCGAUGUAGGCCUAACUAAGUUAUCUUUAUUCGUUCGCCAACUAUCAGAACCAAACCAACUCAUACGGCGGGUUGAGUUUAACCUCUUUCGGCAUGUUCGGGUAGAGAAACGGCAUGUUGGGAUUAUUCAUGUCACACUUAAUAUGAUCAAGUUAUUUAAAAACAAUAUUUUUCACGUCAAGAAAGCGCUCCAACAACCGGGAAAUAUAAACAGAUAAGAGAAUCCAGAAAAAUUGAAAUAAUAUUAUAUAACCCACACACAUCUUGAACGUGUUGAAAAGGCGUAUUAUCUUUAUAGUUCGUGAUUAAUCUUAAUUGAUUUAUUUAUUGAUAUAUUGAUAAAUCUGUUGUACAUAAUAUUUUUACAUUCUAAAUGUUUUGAGUGUCUUUCAAGUUAUUGCUGCACGCAGCAUGUAAAUAGUCAUCUCUAACUUGUCUAAUGUUUGUUACUUUGUCGGUGCAACGAUAAUAUUCACCAUUGUCUAUAUUGUUUAAUCUACGACAAUAAACAUGAUAAAAACAAUUAUCAUCCAUACCAUUCUUGUGCGAAAACAAAAUUGUGUUAUUAAGAUCAUUAAACCACCGAGACGAUUAGCCGAAUUCUCAUUUUACUAUAAAUAAUUGAAUAACAUUAAUGAUAAUGUGCAAGUUUGAUUAAUUACAUAUUGUAUCGUUCUGUAACAGUCUGUUUAUAGUUGAAGAUGAUUUUUUUUUCAAGUAACGUUAACUUGAGGAUGCUCGUUUAAAUAUUUCGUUUGAAAUUUCUGUUAAAUCAAAUUCAUACAUGUAUCACCGGGUUCUAGGAUAAUUGCCCUCCGAUGAUAAUUUCCCCGGACAAUUUCCCCCUGAGGACAACUAUCCCCCGAGGACAAUUACCCCCGGACAAUUACCCCCUGGACAAUCACCUCAUAGGACAAUUACCCCCCCCCCCCGGACAAUCCUCCCGAGUACAGUUACCCCGAGGUCAUUUACCCCCAAGGACAAUUACUCCAGAGGACAAUAACACCCUGGACAAUUACCCCCGAAAAAUUAUCCCCGGACAACUAUCACCAAGGAAAAUCACCCCCGGAAAAUUACCCCCCCCCCUCCGGCAUCGAUGUUAGAAUCAAGCGGGACCCAUUGUAAGUCUUGGCCGGUGGCACAGGUUUUUGAAAUAUUUUCUACUUUAUCUUAUCACAAUAACUGUCUAUUUCUGUUUCUCUUUUAUAUUGCUCCCUUUCCUCUCUCUCUCGCACUAUCUUCUUUUUCCCAUCCCCUUUUAUUUUGGUUUAGCGUCGCCUUCUGCGUCAUGAAAAAUGGGGGGGGGGGCUUGUGCCCCAAACCUCCCCGAAUCAGAGACAAAUAGGUUCCGAAUUUACCGAUAUUCGGGCAGAAUCAGUCCGAAUUUAUUCGGGAGAACUCGGUUUUGGUGCAACCCUAGCUAUAUGUUUUGACAUUGUUCGCGGCUCACGUGAAAUCUGCACUUCAAGGAGAAUUUUGUGGGUCUCUGGAAAUUUCAUUUACUUAUCUAACUAAAUCCUUUUAAGGUCUGUACAUUAUACCUCAAUGAUGUGGUACAUUACAAUCUUUUUAGAUGUGUUGAAUUCGAUCAAAAUCAGGAUUAACAAUAUUGUGUAUAUCAAUGCAAUUACAAUGUGACGUUUACCCGUGAUUUCUGUACAUAAAGCUCAUAACUUCUUUACAGUAAACAAGGUCUGUUGCAAUAACUCAAUCGUUAUUUCAUAUCGACUUUGCACUUUUCAAUCAUGCCAUCAGCAUGAUCAAUGGGGAUAAAGCAUGUCUUGAUUUGUAUCUGAGUCAAGUAAAUAAUCAGUUUUCACGGGCCCGCAUACGAUGGGGUUUUUUAUUCUGUGUGGUGAAAAAAAAAUCAUAUUUUUUAUAGCUGGGGUUCCAAACCUUUCAUAAGCGAGUGCGAUGGUCCUUUGGGUAUUUCAAAUCGUUUCAAUUUAGAAAGAAUUUCCACAGAUUUUUACAUUUGUUUGACAAACUUCAUGAAACGUUUUGCUCUAUUUUGUUGGCGUAUCCGUGAAAAGACAUCUUAAUAAGUAAAAUAUUCAAAAUUACUGGCUCUUAAACAGGCAUUAUAUACCGUCCUCACGGGUCUCUAAUGUACAACAAAACUGCACAAAUUAUUCGUGAAAACGUGCAAAAAGAAUUGUAUCUGUUUCAACGCGACUGUAUCCCAGUCGUAGCCUGAUAAUGAACGAGUUGUAAAAUAUAUUUAACAUUUCUAUUUUAAGAA
This is a messenger RNA of Lytechinus pictus (painted urchin), 4379 nucleotides long. Its product is annotated as beta-3 adrenergic receptor-like. The record is from RefSeq and is a predicted model, not a curated record. Gene Ontology annotation, cellular component: plasma membrane. Gene Ontology annotation, molecular function: G protein-coupled receptor activity. NCBI's taxonomy places the organism in Eukaryota, Metazoa, Echinodermata, Echinoidea, Temnopleuroida, Toxopneustidae. Gene Ontology annotation, biological process: G protein-coupled receptor signaling pathway. The transcript has 6 exons. The coding region runs from base 411 to 1877 and encodes 488 amino acids.